AAUUCUAUUUCACAAUUACAUAAAGUUUAGACUGGGAUAUACAAAAAAUUCGUUCAGUUAACGUCAGUGAAAAGCAUAAAAAUACCCAAAUAAGACAGACAAAGUGUAUUUAAACAUACAGAAACACUCUUAAAGGAUUAUAUUUAUCAUCAGCAAGGAAAUAUAGAAACACUGUCUCAAAAUGCAGCCAGCAGCUAAACCGAAAGAGGGAAAACAUAAGAAGACUAGGGCAUCGAAGACAAAGGCCGAAGGAGGCGGCGGGGGCGAUGCUGAUGACUUUGAUGCCUGGAUGAAAUCGCGUCAAUUGAUCAAACCGGAUGAUCAAUUGGAGCUAACAGAUGCCGAGUUGGGGGAGGAGGUUACCAAGGUGCUGACACCGACGAAUACGAAUGUGGUUCGCAAUUUGGUUGUGUUUAGUUUCAAGGAAGGCGAAUUUGUGCCCGCACCUUUGCCGGGAAAUACUGUAACCUUGAUCAGUUUUGCGGGUAAUUCCCUUCAUGUUGACUCCGAGGAAGCGCGUAUUCAGAUUGAGGAAUCCGAUGAGAUUGGUUAUCCGCUGCCAAUGCCCAACUAUUCGGUGGUGGAACAACGAGAAACCAUUAUCGAUGGGGAGGAGGAAGGCGAGGGCGAAGGGGAGGAGGAUGAGAAAAGCGAAAUGGGCGGUAAACAAAGUGCCGGCGAUGACGAAGAGGCCGAGGAAGAGGAGGAUGAGGAAGGGAAACAGACAGAGGGGGAUCAAGGCGGCACAGAAACUGAGGCGGGAGUAGACGAUGAGGAUGCUCCAGCUGGCGUCCAACAAGUGGCUGCCGCUCCAGGCAAGAAACGAAAGCUUAUCAAUCAAUUCAACUAUUGUGAACGAGCUACCCUGACCUAUGUCAAUCCCAAGCGUAGUGUGGAUACCCAAACAAUUCCACCGCCAAGAUCACAGUUCGGAGGCACCGUCCUCCAGUGGAUCAUCUACGACUCCUAUCAGGAGGACUAUGAGGAGCAGCAAAAGGCAAGCGGACGCACCUCGGUUAAGGGUAAAGCCAAGAAGAAUUUCAAAAAGAAAACAGCUCUGGCGGAGCAGCUAAACCGUAAGUAUCUGCGAUGCUGGCAGAUUCUCGAGCGGAUGAUAAAUCAAAACAUAUACGAUGAUAUCGGCAACGACUAUCGCUACUGGGAGGAUCCGGCUGAUGAGUUUCGCGAAGGCGAGGGAAAUCUUCUGCCACUGUGGAAGUUUCAAUAUGAGAAGACCAAGAAAAUGAACGUAACAGAGAUCGUUUUUAAUCCAGCUUAUUAUGAUCUAUUUGCCGUAUGCUUCGGAUCACAUGACUUCCUAAAACAGCCCAAUGAGGGAUAUCUCUGUCUGUUCACUGUCAAGAAUCCAUCGUUUCCCGAUUACAUAAUUCAAACAGAUUGCGGUGUCAUGUGCUGUGAUAUACACCCGAGCUAUCCCUUUCUGAUAGUUCUGGGACUCUACGAUGGCAAUGUCUGUGUCUAUGAUCUGCGCGAUGGCUGCAAGGAUCCCAUGUAUGAGUCCAGAGGAGUCAAUUGCAAGCACGGCGAGUGUGUCUGGCAAAUACGAUGGGGACCCGAUAUGAGCGAUGGUGAAAUCAAUUUCUAUUCCGUCUCAUCCGAUGGCUGUGUCUUCCAAUGGAUUCUCAUGCAAAAUAAACUGUGGGUAACGACCAUAAUCACACUCUACCUGGAGAACGAGGUGGCCGAUGGCCCGGAUGGCACAAAAGUAGUGCUCAAGACAGGCGGCUCCUGUUUGCAGUUCCAUCCGUUUGACAACACCGUGUUCCUGGUUGGCACAGAGUGUGGAUUCAUUUACAAGUGCAGCACUUUGUUUAGCUCCAAGUAUCUGAUGACUUAUAAUGCCCACAAUAUGUCCGUCUAUCGCAUCGACUUUAAUCGCUUCGACUCCAACAUAUUUGUCUCCUGUAGCGGAGAUUGGCGUGUCAAGGUCUGGGAGGACAUGCGUCCCGAUCCCCUCUUCAUAUUUGAUCUGGGCUCUGCUGUCGGAGACAUCAAAUGGGCACCCUAUUCCAGCACAGUCUUCGCCGCAGUCACCACGGAGGGAAAAGUGCAUGUCUUCGAUCUGAAUGUGAAUAAAUAUAAGCCCAUCUGUGUCCAGGCUGUGGUUCCCAAACGGAAGAAUAAACUCACACGCAUUGCAUUCAAUGAGAAGCUUCACUUUAUUGUUGUCGGCGAUGAGAAGGGUGUUACCACCUCCCUUAAGCUCUCGCCCAAUUUGAGAGCAAUGGUUAAACCACCAAAGAAGCAGCUCUAUCUCGAUCAAACCACAUUGCAGAACGCCAAGCUAGAGAAGCUUCUAUCCCUGGUGCGGGAGUUACCGGAAGGUGCCGUCGUUCCAGAUGCAGCAACCACAGUGCGCAGUUAGAAGCUAAUGUUGGAGUAGUAUAUUAUGAUGUAUUAUAUUUUGAUAAGUUAUCAAUAAUGCAGAGGUCUUUAUUUCACAUA
This is a messenger RNA of Drosophila innubila, 2466 nucleotides long. Its product is annotated as dynein intermediate chain 2, ciliary. NCBI's taxonomy places the organism in Eukaryota, Metazoa, Arthropoda, Insecta, Diptera, Drosophilidae. Gene Ontology annotation, biological process: outer dynein arm assembly; cilium movement. The coding region runs from base 182 to 2386 and encodes 734 amino acids. The transcript has 6 exons. The record is from RefSeq and is a predicted model, not a curated record. Gene Ontology annotation, molecular function: dynein heavy chain binding; dynein light chain binding. Gene Ontology annotation, cellular component: outer dynein arm.